AUACACAAUGGAUGUCCUGUCGUCCAUCACAGAGGACAAGUGCAAGAAGUUGUCCGAGCCUUCCACUGGACAGUUUGCCAUAUCAUGCGCACUUCUAGGAUGGCUCUUGGUCUCUUACAUUCCCCAAUUUGCGCGCAUCAUUGGCCGUAAGUCGGCAGAAGGACUCUCGACUCUGUACAUCCUUCUCGGUUCUCUGUCUGGAACUUGCGCCGUGGCGAAUAUCAUGGUGUUGCCUGCAAGUCAGACAGAUAUUUCUUGCUGUAGACAUUACACGCGCUUUGGCUGUAUCUCACGCUUGCUGGGUAUCUUCCAAGUUGUCAGUGGUGUUAGUCUGUUUUGGUGCAUCAUGUUCCUCUACGUCUACUUUUCAGAAGAAGAAGCAGAUGCUGAGCUUCAUGGUCGCCGCCGCUCUUUGUCAUCUCCUGACCGCACUUUCCGCCGUGCUCGCCGCGCUAUUCGUCUCGUGAUUAUUGUUGUGGCAUUUGCAUUUGCUAUUAUGCUCAUCAGUGCUGUCAUCCUCAACCGCUUCCCUUGGUAUUCGCAGGAAUGGGCCAAUGUGCUGGGUAUCUGCGUUGCGUGCUUUGCUUGUGUGCAGUGGGUGCCGCAAGUGUGGACGACCAUCCAUCUCGGUCAUCUAGGGAGUUUGAGUCUGGCGAGUAUUUGCAUGGGUGCGCCUAGUCUCUGGUUUGAAGGGUUGGAUGCUGACGUUUGGUUCUCCGGAAUANNGUAUACCUGGAUCUUCGGCAUCAACAUGAUCAUCCGCUUGGGUCUUUCUGGCUGGUCUGUCUGGAUCGUUUAUGUGCUGGUGGGCAUCAUGCAACUUACCCUCAUUGUCACCGCCAUUAUCUACAUGAUCCGCGACAACCGCAAAGCACGCCGUGUUGAUGCCACCUCCGCCACUUCUCCCUCAGCCAGAAGAGAUGUCUCAGAGUCUCCGAGCACCAGGGCUUUGCGACCGCAACUCAAUUCUUGGAAUAGCUUUGCUGCGCCUGCUACCGAGGACGAUGAGAGGACGCCGCUGUUGGCGGGCAGGAAUGCUCAUGUGGAGGAGACUGCUAGUCCCAGACGUGUUGGC
Messenger RNA from Aureobasidium uvarum, 1075 nucleotides. The record is from the annotation of a GenBank genome assembly. Lineage: Eukaryota; Fungi; Ascomycota; Dothideomycetes; Dothideales; Saccotheciaceae.